GCUGCACAAUCGACGUCCAUGUUGUCACGCUCUGAUCGACCCCUGGUACCGUACACCAGAUCGGUAGCACACACUGCGCGGUUCGGCCGCUCACGCAAGAGACACAUCGCCCAGUGAAGCUGCUGUACACACACCACACCACACCACACCACACCUCCCGUCCCGCUGGCGCACACGCUCCUCACGUGCUCGCCCGCCCGCACCCGAAACGUCCCAAGGAAAAGAGGGAGAAAACCCACCGAAAAGUCUACCACCCACCUCCCCCUGCUCGCUCGGCUCACGCCCCCCAACACGCAACGCAACGACGCCCCUCACAAAAACGAACAGGGGGGGCCAAAAAGGAAAAAAAAUAAAGGAAAAGAACGCCGACGGGACAGGAAUGGGCAAGCAGCAGCAGGCGCCACCGUCGCGGCGGUCCCCGGCGAUGUCGGCGCCUCCGCCGCCGAAGCGCCGGAAGAAGAAGGGCCGGCCGUCCCUGCUCGACCUCCAGAAGCGGAGCCUCCGCCUCGAGCAGCAGCUCCAGGAGCAGCAGCAGCAGAAGAUAAAGCCGCAGGGGCGAGGACGCGCCAACCGCCGGGGCGCCGGCUCCGCGGACGAGGACGACGACGGGCCCGCCUCCGGCUCCGGCCGCCGCGAGAAGAAGCUGCGCCUCGUCAUGGGCCUCCACGACGGAUCAGCCAAGGGAGAAAAGACGAGGAAAGCGACGGAUGGGCGUGAAGAGCCGUCAGAUUCCGGGCCCACAACACCUUUGCCGAACAAAAAGUUGUUGAUCUUCAUCCUCGACAGGCUACAGAAGAAGGAUACGUAUGGUGUAUUUUCAGAGCCUGUUGAUCCUGAAGAGCUACCUGACUAUCAUGACAUUAUAAAGCAUCCAAUGGAUUUUUCGACAAUACGAAAGAAGCUCGAUAAGGGGGCCUAUUCCAACUUGGAGCAAUUUGAGGAUGAUGUGUUCCUGAUAAGCUCCAAUGCGAUGUGCUACAAUUCACCAGAUACAAUAUACUAUCGACAGGCACGGGGUAUUCAAGAGAUAGCGAAAAAGGAUUUUGAGAAUCUUAGGCAAGAUAGUGAUGCCAGUGAACCAGAACCGGAACCAGAACCCGAGCCGGAGCCAGAACUAGAAGAACCAAAGCCACAGCCUCGCAGGGGCAGACCUCCAAACAAGAACAAUGCCAAACAGAAAGUUGGGAAGCCACCAGCAGAACGUGCUACUGCAGAUUUCUCUGGUGCAACACUUGCUACUGCAGCAAAUAUUGGACGCCAUGCACAGGCAGAUUUUGAUCUGUCACGAAGAGUAAUAGAUAAAGCAAUGAUUGCAGAUGUGUUGAGAGCUUCUUUUGCCAAUCAAAGGAAUCAGCACAACUGGUCUGGCGAGCGGAAAUUCGAAAGAAUUGAAGAUUACUCAGGUUAUGGGGGUACAUGGUCCGCAAAAAUGGGAAAGAGGCCAAUUCUGAUGGAAGAUAGUCGCCGAAGCACAUAUUAUGACACUCAACCAUCCAGUUCAAUAUAUGAGCUGCCGGUAUCGUCCUCCUACAAUGGGACUAAGAAGCUGCUAGUACCAGUUGGGGUUCAGUUACAGCAGUCCUAUUCCCGCAGCCUGGCACGAUUUGCUGCACAACUUGGUCCUGUGGGCUGGGAAAUUGCAUCAAAACGAAUUGAACGAAGCCUUGCACCUGGAACAAAGUUUGGUCGUGGCUGGGUAGGAGAUGGUGAAACACCAAACUCAUUUCAGCCACCUGUACUAGCUGCAUUUUCAGAAACAAUGACACCACCAAGCAGUAUAGCAGCAUCAGGUGAGCAGCCAUCUAUGAACGCCCCCCCUGCCACAGGGGCCUGUGCUGGCAACGUAAGCCAUCCGGCGGGAUCUCAACCACAUGCUAUGCCAUAUGCUUCUACCAGCACAGCGCAGAGGAUGAAUUCUGAAGCAUUAGCAAGCCAGCAAUGUGGAUCAGUACCACAGAUUUCGAUAAACCGAGGUGAACGUGCUGUUGAGAUGAAGGGCACCCCUAAUAAUCUUCACGGACACCCGGGCAUGCAGCAAACUGUGAAUGGUUUCAAUGCCGUUCCAGGACCGAUGAUGUUCCCACCUGCCGCUCAACUGGUGGUGAAUCAGAUGCAGACACAUACGGCUGAUUGAGUAACAAGUAGAAAUUGAAUCUACAUUGUCAACAUGACAUUUGGAUUGUGCCCGCUUCCAGUCAGUCAGUCGCGGGCACCAAGCGACGAUGGUGGAUGGCCUUAGACCGCACCCUGCCAGUGGCUUGGCACCCACCAACCUCGACAUUGGGGGGGUUUGGUCGCUGUUGAUCCGUUGCGCCGUAACCCGGUGCUGCAACUGUGAGCCUGUUGUGUAAUUGCGUAAGUAGUAAUUAGGAUGAUAACGUGCAUAGAUGUGUCAGGGUUGAUGUUGUAACAGAGUUGAGUUGCAGUUUGGAGAUUUAGCGAUCCUGAAUGUGUAGUAGAAAAAACCACAGGGUAAACGAAACAUCUGUAUAGAUUAUUCAGGAGUUUUUUUUUUAGCGUUUUGGUGACUGGUCGCAGACGCAGAUGCGACCGAGCAUGAAA
Messenger RNA from Sorghum bicolor (sorghum), 2562 nucleotides. RefSeq lists its product as uncharacterized. NCBI's taxonomy places the organism in Eukaryota, Viridiplantae, Streptophyta, Magnoliopsida, Poales, Poaceae. Gene Ontology annotation, molecular function: protein binding. The transcript has 10 exons. Bases 380 to 2134 code for a protein of 584 amino acids. The record is from RefSeq and is a predicted model, not a curated record.